Molecule: messenger RNA, 963 nt
Organism: Erigeron canadensis
Lineage: Eukaryota; Viridiplantae; Streptophyta; Magnoliopsida; Asterales; Asteraceae
Product: transcription factor MYB93-like
Exons: 3
Coding region: 1-963 (320 amino acids)
Source: RefSeq, a predicted model, not a curated record
AUGGGAAGGUCUCCUACUCCAACAAGUAGGGAUGAUGAAAAUAACCUCAGAAAAGGUGCAUGGACCCCUGAAGAAGAUCAACAGCUUAUCAAUUACAUCCAAAAUCAUGGCCAUGGAAGCUGGAGAUCCCUCCCUAAACUUGCUGGUCUUAAAAGAUGUGGAAAGAGUUGCAGAUUAAGAUGGACAAAUUAUCUAAGACCCGAUAUCAAGAGAGGAAAAUUCUCACAAGAAGAAGAGAACAUGAUCAAUCACCUUCACUCCAUUCUUGGAAACAAAUGGUCCACGAUAGCAACACAUUUACCUGGACGUACGGAUAAUGAAAUCAAGAAUUACUGGAAUACACAUAUGAAGAAGAAACUACUCCAUAUGGGCAUUGACCCGAUGACCCAUAGGCCGAGAACCGACUUGUUUUCUUGCUUGCCUCAGCUACUAGCUCUAGCUAACAUCAAAGAGUUACUUGAACAUAAUCAACUAGCUCAAAAUCUUCAAUAUGUCAACCUUUUGCUCCAAAAUAACACACAACCAUCAAACAUGUACCGAACGAAUAUGAUUCCUCCCUUACACGAAGAAAAACCUAAUUUUAUGAACGAAAUUCCACAAGAACUUUGUCAAGAAAGUGAAGAAAUCAAACAAUUUCUUUUGGGAAAUUCUAAUCUUACCCAACCACUCCAUGAAGUCUCAAUCAUGAAUUUACCAUCAAUUACUAAUGAUCAUGAAGUCAUGGGUCAUCUCACUAGCCAAUCAAGACUGACAAAUGUCAAUUCAUCGUCUUCAUCAUCAUCAGUCACCAGCUGGACUCCUAUUCCACCAUUGAUCGACACCACCGCCACCAAUAAUAGCGGUUCAAUUGAGAGUGGCAGCGCUAUUAGCUACGGUGGAGAUGGAGGAGCUUCUUCGUAUAACUGGCCGGAGUUUUUGUUUGAAGACUCUUUCUUGGAUGAGAAUUUACAAGAGAUAUGUUGA